Fomitopsis serialis is the source of this 744-nucleotide messenger RNA. RefSeq lists its product as uncharacterized. The record is from RefSeq and is a predicted model, not a curated record. Lineage: Eukaryota; Fungi; Basidiomycota; Agaricomycetes; Polyporales; Fomitopsidaceae. The transcript is spliced from 3 exons. The coding region runs from base 1 to 744 and encodes 247 amino acids.
AUGGACCGUAUUCCUACCAACUUCGACAUGUUCCGUGAAAAUUUAUUUGUCGACCUACACGGCGCUACAUACUCGUAUUAUUCCCCUGAGGUUUUACCACCUGCGGGGAAUGCUCUGCAGCAGCAUCCCAGCAUGGCGACUUCGUUGUCCGCCUCCACCUUCCCAAUCCUCGACCCUUGCGAUCGUCGUCGGGCUCUUGAGCAGUUCACCGACAUUGUCUGCUCGUCCACGGCGUUACCACCCCAAGCCGACCGUAUUUUGCACGAUGUUCACACAUUCAUGCUCGCACACCCGUCAACAUCUCUAUUCACGACGGGGGAAAACUCGUUGAGCAUGUUUCCAAGUGGAGAAGAUAAUCUAACUCGCGCUCACGUUGGCCAUAUUAACCCCAACGUCCACGAACAAGAGCUCGCUUGCGACGGCAAAGCAUGUCGUUUCGAUAGCUGUCGUGAAAUCCUUUGGGACACUACGACUGCCGGCAUCACCAAACAUCUCUUGGACCAUCACUUCAUGGACGACCGCACGGAAUGGGAGAACUCAGACGAAAGGAUCCGCUGCCUGUGGAGGGACUGCCGACACCGCGGGACUCUCAAGAAGCGCAGCGUCGCGAAGCACAUCGGCACGUCUCACCUCAAGACGACGGAGGUGAGGUGCGACGUGCCGGGCUGCGACACCGUCUUGAGCAGGGGAGACGGCUGGAAGAGACACGUCAAGACCGUGCACGGCAUGGCGACUUCGCCCUAG